Molecule: messenger RNA, 1236 nt
Organism: Dracunculus medinensis (Guinea worm)
Lineage: Eukaryota; Metazoa; Nematoda; Chromadorea; Rhabditida; Dracunculidae
Source: the annotation of a GenBank genome assembly
AUGAACGGUCAAAAACGCGUUAAACGAAUUCUUCCAUUAACGCUAAAAGUGAAAAUACUUGACCGUUUAGUACGCGGUGAAGGAUCAUCAGCUGUCGCUCGUGAUUAUGGCUUAAAUGAAUCGACUGUACGUACGAUGAAAAAAAAUGAAGAACGAAUUCGUGCGAGUGCUGCAGCAAAUUUUUUAGCGCGAAGUGGUGGUAUUAAUUGCGCGAAUAUAGCUCAAACAUCUUUUUAUACGCGAGAUUCAAUUAUUGAACGUAUGGAAGAGAGUUUAAAUGAAUGGAUUGAACAACAAAAUUUAGCGAAAAUUCCUAUCGAUGGAAGUCAAAUACGUGAAAAAGCGCGUCAAAUUUAUGAAUUUUUUAAAUUACAAGACGAAAUGAACGAUAGCGACAAUUCGGCGACACCAAAAACAGCGUCAACAAUAACAAAUGCUCGACGACGGCAAUUAUCACAUUUCGUUGCUAGUAAAGGUUGGUUAGCAAAAUUUAAGAGUCGUUACGGUUUACAUACGUCGAAAUUAGCUGCAACAAUAACACGUCGUACGCCAACUUCACCUUUAACCUCAGCGCAUUCCUCAUUAAUUUCUUCAAAUAUUCCACAAUUUCCGAUGGUGAAUUUAGCGAAUUUUAUUCGACAGCAAAAUUCUUCGUCUUCCUCUUCUAUUGCCGCAACAACAACAACAACAACAACAACAACAACAGUUGACAACAACGAUUAUUGUGAAGAAAAUCAAAAUGAUGAACAAAUGGACAAUAAUCGUGUUCUCGAUUUGCAAACGUCGAAUGAGCGCCUAAAUUUUUUGCUUCAGGCAACAUUUAAUGAGACGAAUAGACUAAAUCAAGAAUUCGUUAAUGAAGAAUUAAAAGACGAAGAAUUUGUUCAUGAAGAGGCGAAAAAAGGAGAUUUUCACGAUGAACAUUGUGAAACUCAAGCGAAGACGAUUAACAAUAAUAAUAGUGAUAAUAGUGAUAAUGAUAACGAUGAUAAUGAUGAUGAUGAUGAUGAUGAUUAUAAUGAUAAUCUUGUUGAUAGUAUUUUAACACCGAAAUUAACGCUAAAAAAAUUAGAAAAUGGUUUUCGUUUAGCGAAAAAACUUGAAGUUUUCUUUCUAACUGAAGAUCAAUGCACGAAACGUAGUCUAAAAUUCAAAACUGAUCUCGAGCUAGCUUUAUCACAAUAUCGUCAACUUUAUCGGUAUUUAUCACGAAAUUCGAAAAGAAAAAAUAUUUAA